GUUUUCACUCAAGAGUGAACAGGCUGCAAAAACUGCUUCUUUGUCAUAGGUCUCGAUCUUUUACCUUGGACAUACAUUUUCAUUAAAGUUUUUAAACACUGUGCAAUUUGUUAUUAAUAUUAAACAGUGCGACCACUAGUACGUUUAUGUGAUUCCACAACAUUUCGAAACAUCGUUUCUAGCUUUGCACAUAAAAUGCCGGCUUAUCACUCCCAGAUUAAGAAUUACUCGCAAUCGGUAGGAAACAUGGCAAUCCUUCCGCUGCGGACGCAAGCCCGUGGUCCUGCCCCUACUAAUGCUAACAUUGAACAGGAUAUCAUCGACGAAUCACUGUAUUAUUUCAAAGCAAACGUGUUCUUCCGCACGUAUGAAAUCAAAUCGGAAGUCGAUCGAGUAUUGAUCUACAUAACACUAUACAUUACCGAGUGCUUGAAACGUCUGCAACGCUGCUCAAAUAAAAAUCAAGGAUUACAGGAAAUGUAUACAUUGGCUAUCUCCAAGUUCGAUAUACCCGGAGAGGCCGGUUUUCCGCUGAACGCAGUGUAUGCCAAGCCGUCCACGUCAGUGGAAGUGGAUUUGAUGAAACAGUAUUUGCAGCAGCUUCGCCAAGAAGUGGGCAUUCGAGUAUGCGAAAAGGUAUUUUCAGGUGAAGAUGGGAAACCCAGCAAGUGGUGGCUUUGCUUCGCGAAGAAGAAGUUUAUGGACAAGUCUCUAUCGGGACCGGGACAGUAGAGGGUAACUUUAUGACAUUAGAUGCGGAUAUAAAAGAAAUAUAGAAUUAUCUGAAAUUCUGUCAAA
Molecule: messenger RNA, 798 nt
Organism: Wyeomyia smithii (pitcher-plant mosquito)
Lineage: Eukaryota; Metazoa; Arthropoda; Insecta; Diptera; Culicidae
Gene: Arpc3A
Product: actin-related protein 2/3 complex subunit 3
Exons: 2
Coding region: 196-732 (178 amino acids)
Biological process (GO): regulation of actin filament polymerization; Arp2/3 complex-mediated actin nucleation
Cellular component (GO): Arp2/3 protein complex; cytoskeleton
Molecular function (GO): actin filament binding
Source: RefSeq, a predicted model, not a curated record